Messenger RNA from Penicillium antarcticum, 2232 nucleotides. Its product is annotated as Zn(II)2Cys6 transcription factor domain-containing protein. Bases 1 to 2232 code for a protein of 743 amino acids. The transcript is spliced from 3 exons. Gene Ontology annotation, biological process: regulation of DNA-templated transcription. Lineage: Eukaryota; Fungi; Ascomycota; Eurotiomycetes; Eurotiales; Aspergillaceae. Gene Ontology annotation, molecular function: zinc ion binding; DNA-binding transcription factor activity, RNA polymerase II-specific. The record is from RefSeq and is a predicted model, not a curated record.
AUGCCGGGAGACCAGAGUGUUUCGCAGGCGUUUAAAUCAUCAUUGAAACCGCAACGUCGCCAGAAUACAAGUUGUGACCGGUGCCGGCGUUCAAAGCGGCGCUGUUUUGUGCCAAGCAUUUCAGAAGGAGUGCCUGGAACGAUAUGCACGAACUGCCAACGUUUGAAACACCACUGUACAUUCGAGUUUGCAAAGCGUCAUCCAACCUCCCCAGUCAAUAGGAGACAAAUCCCACAAGUUGAGGUGGCAGCGGAGAGAAUUGAACACGAUGACUUGAAUUCUUUUGACAGGCUGAUUGAAGGGCUCCCCGGCAGCCUGGAAACCCAAUUGAAUGCAUCUUCUGUGGUUGAUCAGGAUAUCCUGGCAUCCUGGAUUGACCUUGAUCUUGAUCGGCUUUCAGAUGACCACCUCACAUCAUCAUCAAAUAUUUACCGCGCAUCUCCACCUUUCGCACUAGCACACUCCGAUGCUCCAGCUACGACAGAGAUUCAGCAAAAUAAUCAAAUCUCGCUUUCAUUGAAUCGGAUGCGCACAAAUCAAUAUGCAACCGCUGUUCCCUUCUCGUUCGACAGUCCAAUCUAUCUGUUGAAUUCUGGAAUAGACGCAAAGAUACUCGGUGAUAGACUCACUCGGAUCUACGAUGCAAUCUCAACAGCCAGCUCAUCUAGAUUUCUGGAAUAUGAUUGCAAUUUGUAUGCAACGACUGGAAAUCGUUACCGAAUAGGAGAAAGCAAAUCUAGAAGCUCAACAGAGUCACCACCUGUGACAUCGAUCAUUAGUCCACAGAAUACACCAAACAACCAACCCCUCCAAUCCGUCUUUUCAGAACCGACAAGUGAGGAGAUCAUCCACGAAAUAUCUCUUCUAGGGAGUGCUCGAUUUUUGGAUCAUUUCAGUCACCUUUAUGGCAACCGACUGGAUUCUAACGCUCGGAGAAAGUCCGACGCAGCCUUGAAGGCAGUCCUUCUUGCAUUCUCGAUGCAAUGGUUGCCGGUGUCUGACGGAAACAACUCUACGGACUCUGAGUCAACUCUGAAUGCAUUUACUGAUGCGUGGCUCCGAGCCCGCGCUUUCCUAGAUGAUGCUCGCCACGUGAAGUCGUUCCGUAUCAUUAUUGCAACACUGACCUUUGUCGGCAUUGUGAUCCCAACAAAGUUGAAGGAAAUAGAGGGCUUUGUGCCGCCCAAUUUCCUUGACUCAGCUCUGCAGAAGCUUUGCUAUCUGGACGAGCUUCUUGCACAAUACCGCAAGAACCUAGGACCAUCUUCCACGUACAGUGGUCUUUUAGAGGCAAGCAUGAACCUCAUUCGCUGGACUGCCUACAUCCGCGACACAGGGGCGGCACUAUCCAUGGACCGGCAAUGCAAACUUCCAGAUCUUUGGGGGGUUGAAAAAGUUGCUUCCAACAAGGAGUCCAUGACAGCUUGGGCUGCCUGUCGAAGCAUUCUAGAGUUCGAUGGACAGGUCCAGGCAAUUUGCCUGAAAGCCAGUGCAGAAGCGUUCUGUGUCUGGAGACAGAUAAUAAACAUCAAAUCGUGUGCGAGAAGUUCGAAUAACAUUUCGCCCGAAUAUCAACAAUCCAUCAUUGAAGCUAUAUAUUCCGGCAUCGCAGCUAUCAAUCAGUUGAAUGCGUCGUUCCAACCAUUUAUAGCUCAUUCUAUCAGCAAUUUUCUAUAUUUAUCCACUUGCCCGAGAAUCUCCAUUGUCUCUCUUGUCAUGUUUUGGAAUUUGGGAAUCUUCCUCCUUGACGACGUCUACAAAAACGCCUGCCAAUACCUCAAUGUUGCGGACGAGCAGCAGUUCGCUCCUAUAAUUCGAACGUACCAACAAGAGGCAGCAUUAUGUGUCGCCCAAACGGUUGAAUGCGUGCUAAAAAUCCCUGCGGAAGAGGCCUUUAAUCUUCAAAAUGGGCUAGGAGCGGAGGUUCCGAUCACGGCCUAUCAUGUCACCCCAAGUUUAGCUGUGACAGCCCUUCAAAAGGCCAUCGAGGGUGUCAUUCAACUGCAACUUCAUACCAACUACGAUGCUGGUAUUUCUGAGGGAGAGGGAGGUUGUGGUGUGGUCAUGCCCGAUGGAACAUGGGACCGGCAGAUCGAUGUCUUGAUGAAAGGGUUGAUGUCACUUGAUGUGACCAUUGGUGGAUCACAAACUUCGAAUAUGGCCCUUCGGCAGCUGAUGCAGCAAUAUGGAGAUAUUCUAUCUGAAUGUUGGACUUCGGAUUUUGAUACAUAA